AAAACAUAAAACAGGUUCUAAUAUUAGUUAAGAGAUAUAAUGAUAUACUCAUUAAAAAUAUGUGUUUUUACAUAAAAACCAUUUUGUAUAAAAAAUAUUAUUUUAGUAUUACAAUGGACUAAAAUUUUAAGUUUAAAAAAUUGUAUAAAAUACAAAAAGAAAGUUUUUCAAAUAUGUCCUUAGAAGAAUCUAUUAAGGAAACAUGUUCAAAUUUAACAAGUAUUCGAGCAACAGAAAGAAAAAAGAGUGCAGAAAAGUUAAAAGAUUUUCUAACAAGAAAUGCUGUACCUUCGUUACUCACUACUAACACUUUGAAGAAAUCGGGCUUUACAUGGAACCAUGUUUUUGCUGAAAUUAAUGAUUAUAUUAUGAAGGAAACUGAAAAAUUUGAAAGUGCAAAAAAUUUUCAAACCGUAACUGCACCGCUUUGCACAAGUUUAUUGCAUUUGUGUGUGUCAGGUGCUAACAAAGGUCAUGCAUAUAUUAAAUGUGAAAAAAUUACUGAAGCUUGUUUAAACAUACUAAAUGAUAGCCGCUUGACGAGAGCAAUUGGGGAUGCCUAUUUAAACUUACUAUACAAAUAUAUAUUUCCAAAUGAUUAUUACCCAGGAUUUAUUUCACCGGCAGCUUGGGAAAGUUUGCUAGAGGUUUGUUUAACGGCAUGUAAUACAAAUAAUUCACAAUUAGAUAAUUUAAUUAAGAUAAGAUUAUUGUGGUUUGUCAUGAAAACUGCGACCAGCUGUUGUCAGUUUGCUAAUACACUGCGAGACGCUUUGUCCAAACUGAAGAAAUGUUGCCUUACAAUGUUAAAUGAUAAGAAAGUUCAAGAGUUUGUAUUGGAAAUUGUUAUAUUGUUACUAGAUAAGUUAGCUUUAGAAAGUCGUAUAACGAUGUGUGAAUUCAGUGAAAUGAUUUUACCAAAGAUAUUUAAAUGUUACGAACAUAGUAUGGAACAGAAAAAGAAGUCUCUAUUCUUCAAAAUGUUACAAACGACAAUAGUUAUUCAUCAUCCGUUAGGAAAAACGCAACAUGUGAAUGGUUCACUGGCAUACAACUGGAGUGUAUGGAACAAACAUUUGUACAGUAUCAUGGAGAUUAUAUGCCUCGAAGUAAAUUACAUUCAGAAGACACGGAAGAAUAAUGAUAAUGUAUUUAUACAUUGUGAUUAUUUUUAUUAUACAGCAGCAUCGGUUUUCUAUCAGAUAUUUAACAUAGCUGAGGAGGAUAAAGACGAGGGAGCUGAAAAUUCUGCUAAAAAACUAAAAUUAUCAUUCAACAAGAAUAAAUCGUUUGCCGAUCUGGUGGAAGAGCUGCGGCUGAACAGUUCUCCAUGGAUUGGAAUUAUAUUGAUGUAUGUCAAGAAAUUCGAUUAUGCAAUUUCGAGCGAAGAGUAUUUGCUGCUGCUGAGGACUCUAGAGAGUAUAGUCUCAGCCAAUAGAGAUGUGAAUUGGGAGUGUUUUGAGAAUCUUACCUGUUUAGUAAUUAAGAAUUUAAUAUCAAGUCCGGAAAACGAACAUCAAGAUAAUCAUGAAGUGUACCUAACCUUGUGGAAUACUUGCAUCAGAAAUGCCACGGUAGCGAAUGCAGCACAUACGGUUAUGCACACAAUUAUCCAAGUAAUUUUAAGCUCAGUGCCAUUGAAACAUCAACAUAUCCAGCCCUUACUGAUGUUAUACCUCGAGAAGGGGAUGCCGGUGAAUGAUUGUAGCUUGAAGACAUUAAAUAUUUGUUUUCAUAAAUUUUAUAGAAAAUGUUGUAACCUAGAUGUAAGAAAAAGAUGUUUUACGUGGCUCACUUAUGAAGAUAUGGCUACUCUUGACAGUAGGAUACUUAAAGAAUUUUUAAUAAGGCUCAUUUGCAAUGAAAAUUUACCGAUUAAACAGAAUCGUGAUAAUGAAACACAGUUUGAUGUGUACGAUUGCAUAUUCUCGAAUAUAGAAAAAGGUAUAUUAUAUAGUGAAUUUGAAUACGACAUCGUAAGAUCUCCUGUAGUUACUGCCUCAGAAACAGAGGAGAUUUUUGAAAUAAACCACGAAAUCUAUAAUAUGAUACUUGUUUACUUAGAACAAGCUAUGUCAAAGAGUCUUCAAAAACUUAUAAAUGGUGACGUAAAAUGUAUCGAGUUUGUGAAACACGUGAAUCUGAUGAUCGCUUUCAUCGACUCGUUAUUAGUUCGCAAUUUGAAGACAAGCAGCGAAAUCCAAGACAUGUCACUGUAUUCAAUAUUAAAAAAUGCCUUGAUACAUAUGUAUGGAGCUUUGACACAAACGCUGAAAUCUGAAGUACAAAUUCGAGACAAAAUCAUGCUUUUAAAAUAUGUGCAAGAUAUUUUGCAAAAAAAUUAUAAUACUGUACUAAAUAAGGAAAUUCGUAAACAUAUCGAGGAAGAGUGUUUUCACGCAAUUAAUGAUAUCGUAAAGAAAGAUGUUACCUGUGAAGAUAGCGAUUCGUAUUACGAGAGUGACGUAGAAUAUUCCGUGAUAGGUUUGAAACAAAACUGUGUAUACUUACUCGCGACAUAUUGUAGAAAGCAGAGUAUCUACACAGAUGACAUAACCAAGCUCAUUCUUGAUCGGGACUUGUAUAAUUUCACGUCAAACUUUGAAGUAGAUUGUGCGCUCCGAUGUAUCCAUAUACUUAAUGACAUCACAGUUGAACGUCCGCCUUUAGAGUUAAUAUUUAAUUUGAUGCAGGAUAUGUGUAAAGACUUAUUUAGAAAGCCUAAAGCGACACGCGGCUUGCUUCAAGCUCUUGAUCGAAUGCUCGAACAGAUUUGGUCUCAAAACGACGAUAUGAUGCGACAGAAUUGUCUUAUUAUGAUAAAAGGAUAUCUUCACAGAUGUAUGAAAAUGCCCCCCGACGUGGCUGCUAUAGUGUACAAAUGUGUGGCGAAAAUACUCAAUUUUAAUAAGAAUAUCAAUAUCGAUGUGCACAGCUCUUUUAAACAGGCUUUAAAUGAAAAAAUCAUUGAAAACAAUCACUGUAUUCGGUUGUAUUGCUGCCAUCUCUUAACGCUUACGUCUGAAAACAUUCAUGACCGAGAUAUACAAAGCUUGGCAGACAGUCUAAUGGAUAUAUUCGUAAUAAAUGUAUCAGACAAUAACGAUUCUGUCUUGAAAGACGAAACAAUGAACAGAACGAUAACAGUUCUACAAUGUUUCUACGUUCUGGCGACGACAAGCAGAUCAUACGUACACGAUAUUAUAAUUAAAGUGCUGUUAUUUCAAAAUGAAAAAGUAAUGGACAAAAGUAUCGUGAAGAAAAUGUUAAAUUUGCUGACUCGAAACGUUACAUCCAGUGACAUUGAUGUGUACAUGAAUACAAACAUCUUGCGCGUCUUGCAUUGCUGGUGUAAAAGAAAUAAAACCUUUGAUACAUUGCCAUUGUAUUUAUUCGGUUUUGAGAGAUUCGAUGAUUUUGUCGAAAAACAUAUGAGAUGGCUCGUGUCUACCGAUAUAUUGUGGCAACAUAACGGCCUAGUGGGAAAUAGCGAUGUUUUUAAACAGUUGAAGAUUCGAAGCAAAAAAUCGGAAGAAGAUAUGAUCGAGAUGUGCUUCUGCAAUAUAAUUUUACUAUGCUUACCUCAUAUAGUUAUCGAUAAGUAUAAGCUGGUAAAUGAAAAGCAUUUCAGUAUCAAAACAACGGAGCACGCAAAUAUAAUGUUUCAUUCGACGAGGCACAUAUUGAAAAACGAGAGGUGGAGCAAUCUCUUUGUGGAAAACUUGGGAGAGUUACUGCUUAUAAUGGUAAUGCAUAUAAGCGAUCACGCCGGAGCCGCCGAACUGUUUCAAGUGCCCUUUGUUUGCAAACCUGAUACCUAUACAUAUUCUAAACGUGUAUUUUCCGCAAUUCUCAAUUUUUUUGGGGAACUAAUAGAUGGAAACAUAAUGCAAUACUUAUGCGAGAAUCAGCCAUUAGUCAUCCUUAAUAUUCUCUUCAAACUUUGGGAUAAUGUGUUACGUGAGAAAGUUUUCGACUUUAAAGUACUGAUUUUUCAUGCGUAUCUGUCGUUUGUAGACCAUAUACCAUUAGGCUAUUCGUCCGAUGCAAUAUUGUGCAACUUUUUAUGUACAAGCGUCGCUCAUGCUAUCAAAGAUUCAGAGAGUAAGGAGGAAGUUAAAAUAUUUGUCAAAGGACUGAAAAUUAUAAUUGUUAAAAUGUUAACUCAGACACCAUUCAAAGUUGAAAACAUCCAACGGUCAACACUGUCGAAAAUUGUUUCAAUUUUGAAUAUAAAAAUCGACAAUGGAUACACAGAAUGUAAAUCUUUACUGGAAUAUAUAACGACUGACUUGAAACAGAAAUUAGCUGAAAGCGUGGAUAUUGUCGACUAUAUAAACCUGAUGUCUGAUGGGGUCGAAAUUGCUACGAGUACUUCAAAACUUAUGUUCUUGAAUGAACUCGAAACGUAUACAUUGAGUUUAUCAAAUGCAAGCCAGAGCUCAUUGUGUAAAAUGUGUCAAUUUUUAAAACGCAAUAAAGGAUUUAUUAAAGAACUAUAUACAGACUUAAACGUGAAAGGAUUCUCAGAAGAUUGUGAAACAAGUGUGUUACACAAGGUCAUUUAUGCAUUGACCAAUCUGCUGAAAUAUGAAACUGAUGAGAAGAUACUUGUAGGAGCAUGUAAUUGCUUAGCAGAAGUCGGCGCUUACGACAUGAAAACUCUCGUAACUGUACCGCCUGCGGAUACUACGAGAGUCAGGGACUUAAAUCCUAAACAUUACAUCGCAAUUUUAGUUUUGAAAUCUCUAUCUGAGCAUCUUUUUGAUGAAGAUCCAACAGUUAGCAAUAAAGUCACAAAAGCCCUUAACCAUCUCUUGAAGUUUCGCGAUGGAAGAGCAGCCUUAGAUAUGGUGACUAUCGAUACGGCAAUAUUGAAAUCCCUAGUUUCGACUGAAUGCGAAAUUCGUGCCGAAUAUAAAAUCGAUAAUAAUAAAUUUGAUAAAUACAAUGAAUUUGAAUAUUGGAUACCUUUCAAGGAUGAAACGCACACGCAAUGGAUCACUCGGAUAACCUUGGCUUUGUUGGAUACAAUUGCAUCCUCUACUAAUUACAUAAAUUCUCUAAGUGCAGUUUGUGCAGUCAAGCCUGAAAUUUGCCGAAAAGUUAUGCCAGCUAUAUUCGGCUUGAUCAUUUAUAGUUCGACGGAUAUCCAUGCGAAUAUUUUCACAGAACAAUUGAAUCAAGUUUUCAAAUACAUAUGGGACUUGACCCACGAUGCUAAUUUGGACAGUACUGUAGACGGCAAUGUUCCCAAAAAGUCGACUAAACUGGACAACGAUCACAAGAUUAUCGUUCAUUAUUUAUUAGACGUUGUAAAUUUUGUACGUAUACAGAAGAAUCAUUAUAAAAAAAGCGGGCGGGCGCGCGGCGCGGGCGCGCCGACACACCUGCGCCUGCAGUGCGCGCGCGUGGCGUGGGCGGCGGCGCAGGCGGGCCGCCACUGGGCCGCGCUGUACUACGGCGAGCUGUGCGCCGCCGACGACGCCGACGACGCCGACCGACCCGAGCUGGAUAUCGUCCGCAAAAUAUUUAGAAAAUGCUACGUUUCGAUCGGGGAAAUGGAUGCCAUAGACGGGUGCGGCACCGCGCACCUGACGAGCGACGAGGAGGCGCGCGCGCACCUGCUGCACUCGGGGCAGUUCGCGGACGCGCUGCUGCUGCACGACAUCGCGCUGUCGCGCGCGCGCGGCGCCCGCCUGGCGCACGGCGCCGUCACGGCGCUGCACCGCUCGGGCAUGCACCACCUCGCCCUGCAGUACAUCCUCUCCUAUCCCGAGAACGACGCACUCGACGACGUCAAGUACGAUUGCCUCUCUUAUCUGGGCGAUUGGAGUGACUUUGUCGAUACCGCUGAACUUGAGGAGAAAUCGAAGAAGAAUUGUGUUCAAGAUUCGAUUAUAAAAGCUAUGCGAUAUUCGUGUCUCAAAGACUGUCUCAAUGUGCAGACUACCGCUGAAGUCAGUCAUAAGCUUCAGAUACCACUAAAUAGAGCUAAAUUGGCAGUAGCGAGGCAAUGUCGGAGCCUGAACAUGAAAAACUGUCAAAAUGUUUACAAAACAGUCGCAAAUUUACACUUAUUCCGCGAUAUUGAGACUUAUUUUUCAGUAAGAUGUGACAAAAAACCAGUGUCAGAACUCAUCGAUGAGUGGAAAGUCGACUACAUUCCUAUUUUUAAUGAUUUCAAGCAUUUGGAAGCAAUUAUAUCUCAAAGAAGUUUAAUACUAGAACACAUUGCAAAAGUUGAUUCAAUAAACUUUUCGAAUAUAAACGAGCUACAGCUGCAAUAUGCUGAAUUGGGGCUAUCGAAUCAUAGAAUACAGAUGGCACAGCGUCUCGUAGCAACGGUAAAGAAUCUUGAGGCGUCAAAGAGGGUCGUACUUUUAGAUAGUCAGAUAUCUUGGGCUAAAGGUCACACCGAUAUAGCCCUUUCGUUGCUUCACAGUAUUGUGGCAAAAGAACCCGAUGACCUGAAACUUUCUGCAAUGUCUUUAAGGCAGUAUGGUCUUUGGAUGGCAGAGUCUAAACGUGACACAGGACGCGACAUUAUACACAAAUACUUGGAAGAGAGUCUUAAGACUUUAAGUGGCAACGAUGACGUUGAUACGCGCUUAAAAGUCUAUUAUGAUAUUGCGAAAUUUGCAGACGCUGAAUAUAAACAGGUCGUUUCAUACAUGAAUUCGUCGGUAUACGAAAAUAAAAUAAAAUGUAUAGAGAGUAUGAAAGGAAACGCCGCAUCGUUGAAGUUCUCCCAGCAAUCACAUGCUAGAAAUAAUGAAAACAUUGAAGAAAAAGCGGUUAUUCGAGCCAAAUACCGCGUUAAUAACGUUUUUGGAGAACUGGACGAAGCGGAAAUUGCUAAUACAAAAGCUGAAAAAGAAAGCUUUUUACAAUUAGCAAUGAGAUAUUAUCUUCUGUCUUUAAAACAAUGCGACGACAACAAUCUGUCCGUAUUUCGAGUCAUUUCUCUCUGGCUAGACAACCCCAGCGUCAAUUUCGACGACGAGGAACACGGCAGCUUCGGAAGACUUCUUCAUGCGAUACCAUCCUGGAAGUUCAUCAGUGUCCUACCGCAGCUGGCCCCGCGGAUAUCCAACGAUAAUACCGUCUUCGCCGAGCAUUUGCGACAAAUUAUGAAGAGGUGCGCAACCGACCAUCCCCACCACACGCUCCCGCUGCUGUUCAGCUUGAAGAACUCGGACAAGGACCUGUGCGGCGGCGAGGCGGGCGAGGCCAGCGGGGCGGGCGAGGCGCGCGAGGCGGGCGAGGCGCGCGUGCGAGCGGCGGGCGCGCUGGUGCGGCAGCUGGCGGGGCUGCGGCCGCUGGCGCACGUCGUGGCGCAGAUGGAAGACCUCUGCGACGCUAUAAUAAGUUUUGCUUACUGCGUGCCGGUUUCUAAGGAUCUCAAACCGCAAGCUGUACCGAAAGUUGAAGCUAUCGCGAAACUUCGUGAUCUGAAUGCAAUUCCUAUACCCACUGAUACCAUUCCUGUUCGAAAAGACUGCGACUAUAAGUGUUUGAACUCAAUAAUAUCGUUUGGGAAUGUUUACGAAUUAGUAGGAGGUAUUAAUAGUCCUAAAAAGAUCUCUUGCUUAAGUUCCGACGGUAAAAAGAGAAUUCUUCUAAUAAAGGGCAAGGACGACUUACGACAAGAUGCAGUUAUGCAGCAAGUAUUUAACAUCGUUAAUACGUUACUGGAAAAAAGUCCAGACACUAAACGAAACAAACUUUUAAUACGCACAUAUAAGGUAGUUCCCAUGUCGAAACGAUCAGGAGUGUUGCAGUGGUGUGAGGGGACAAUGCCUAUGGGAGCGUAUCUGGUCAACGCACACACAAAAUACCGACCUCAAGAUAUAACACCAUCGGCUGCUCGCACGAAACUUAAGGAUUGUCAAGAACAAAGAAAAUCCAAUAAACAUAAGUUGCAAGUUUUUAAAGAUAUACUUAAAGUGUUCAAACCAGUUUAUCAUAAUUUCUUUACCGAACACUAUCUCGAUCCUGUUACUUGGUACGAACGCCGACUUGCAUACACCAGAAGUGUGGCUACAUCCUCCAUGGUUGGAUAUAUUAUGGGGCUGGGUGAUAGACAUGUUCAAAAUAUUUUAAUUGACACUACAACGGCAGAACUAAUACAUAUUGAUUUUGGCAUAGCAUUCGAUCAAGGCAAAACAUUGCCAACACCAGAAACUGUGCCAUUCCGUUUGACACAAGACAUAGUUGCCGGUUUUGGAUCAAGCGGUGUUGAGGGGAUAUUUAGGAGGUGUUGUGAAAAGACUCUACAUUUACUUCGAGAUAAUCAGGAAACUCUACUGACUAUAUUGGAGGUUUUGCUGUGCGAUCCUCUGUAUCUAUGGAUUAUUCCUUCAAGUCCAACGAACGACGCAAAAUCGAGCCCACCGUGCGGCGCCGGGCUGGCGGCGCGCGCGCUGCUGGCCGUGAGCUGCAAGCUGUGCGGCGCGGAGGGCGGCGCGGCGGGCGGCGUGUCGGUGGCGGGCCACGUGGCGCGCCUGCUGCGCAGCGCCGCCGACCCCGCCAACCUGUGCCAGCUGUUUCAUGGUUGGCAGCCCUAUCUGUAACCGCUGAACCGCUGCUGUCUAUCUCUUUGUCUUCAUGAAA
Messenger RNA from Vanessa atalanta (red admiral), 8616 nucleotides. RefSeq names its product serine-protein kinase ATM (gene tefu). The transcript is spliced from 35 exons. Gene Ontology annotation, biological process: DNA repair. Gene Ontology annotation, molecular function: protein binding; protein serine/threonine kinase activity. Lineage: Eukaryota; Metazoa; Arthropoda; Insecta; Lepidoptera; Nymphalidae. The record is from RefSeq and is a predicted model, not a curated record. The coding region runs from base 174 to 8576 and encodes 2800 amino acids.